GUCCACGGCGGCGUCGCCUCGUCGGCCCGGCCCGCCACCGCCACCGCCUAUAAAACUAGAGCAGGCACCCUCCCCGCCAUUUUCUUCUCCAUCUCCAUCCUUCCAACCCCCACCCGAACCAUCUAUCCAUCUCCUCGACUGGGUUCCAGACCUAGCCCACCAACCAAUCCAGGCCGAGGGCAAAUGGCGGCGCCAGCGGUCGAGGACAAGGACGUCGAUGCCUUCCUGGCGGACUGCAGGACCUCGGGCGACGCCGCGUACGGCGCCGCCAAGGCCGUGCUGGAGCGCCUCCACGCCUCCGCCACCCGCCCCGCCGCGCGACGCCUGCUCGGCGCCGUCCGCCGACGAUUCGCCGCGGACCCCGCCGCGGGGGAGGAUUGCUUCCGCACCUUCCACUUCCGCAUCCACGACGUCGUCCUCGACCCGCACGUACAAGGUUUCCAACAAAGGAAGAAGCUGACGAUGAUGGAGAUACCUAGCAUCUUCAUUCCUGAAGAUUGGUCCUUCACUUUUUACGAGGGCCUCAAUCGGCAUCCAGAUUCCAUUUUCAGGGAUAAGACUGUAGCAGAGCUGGGAUGUGGCAACGGUUGGAUAUCCAUUGCUCUUGCAGAAAAGUGGUCUCCUUUGAAGGUCUAUGGUCUGGAUAUAAACCCAAGAGCUGUGAAGAUUGCGUGGAUAAACCUGUACUUGAAUGCAUUAGAUGAUGAUGGUCUCCCAAUCUAUGAUGGGGAGGGGAAAACAUUGCUUGAUAGAGUUGAAUUCUAUGAAUCUGAUCUUCUUUCUUACUGUAGAGACAACAAGAUAGAGCUUGAUCGCAUUGUUGGAUGCAUACCACAGAUUCUUAACCCUAAUCCAGAGGCAAUGUCAAAGAUUAUAACUGAAAAUUCAAGUGAGGAAUUUUUGUACUCAUUGAGUAACUACUGUGCACUUCAGGGUUUCGUCGAGGACCAAUUUGGCCUUGGGUUGAUUGCUCGGGCAGUUGAAGAAGGGAUAGCUGUCAUAAAGCCUUCAGGUAUUAUGGUAUUCAACAUGGGAGGUCGACCAGGACAAGGUGUUUGUCAACGUCUAUUUGAACGGCGAGGAUUUCGCAUUACAAAGCUCUGGCAAACCAAAAUCAUGCAGGCUGCUGACACAGAUAUUUCAGCCUUAGUUGAAAUUGAGAAAAAUAGCAGACAUCGCUUUGAGUUCUUCAUGGAUCUUGUUGGGGAUCAGCCUAUCUGUGCUCGCACUGCCUGGGCAUAUAUGAAAUCAGGUGGCCGCAUUUCACAUGCUUUGUCUGUGUAUAGUUGUCAACUUCGCCAGCCCAACCAGGUGAAGAAAAUAUUUGAGUUUCUUAAAGAUGGAUUUCAUGAAGUCAGCAGUUCCCUUGAUUUAUCCUUUGACGAUGACUCUGUUGCUGAUGAAAAAAUUCCCUUCCUAGCAUACCUAGCUAGUUUUUUGAAAGAGAAUAAGUCCAAUCCCUGUGAGCCACCAGCUGGAUGUCUAAACUUUCGGAAACUUGUUGCUGGAUUUAUGAAGAGCUACCACCACAUUCCUCUAACUCCUGAUAAUGUUGUUGUGUUCCCUUCUCGUGCUGUGGCAAUAGAAAAUGCUCUUCAAUUGUUCUCACCGGCGCUCGCAAUUGUUGAUGAACAUUUGACCAGACACUUGCCCAAGCAAUGGUUAACAUCUUUAGCAAUUGAGGGUAGAGCAGAUUGUAACCAUGCUGAAGGUACAGUUACUGUGAUUGAGGCACCACGCCAGUCAGAUUUACUGAUUGAGUUGAUCAGGAAGCUGAAGCCUCAAGUUGUUGUUACCGGGAUGGCUCAAUUUGAGGCUAUCACUAGUGCUGCUUUUGAAAACUUACUAAAUGCAACAAAAGAUGUUGGUUCCCGGUUAUUCCUGGAUAUUUCAGAGCAUCUAGAGUUGUCUAGUCUGCCAAGCUCUAAUGGUGUAUUGAAAUAUCUUGCUGGAAAGACCCUACCUUCCCAUGCAGCUAUACUGUGUGGUUUAGUAAAGAACCAGGUUUAUUCUGAUCUGGAAGUUGCUUUUGCCAUAUCUGAAGAUGCAGCUGUAUAUAAAGCAUUGUCACAAACUAUUGAGCUAUUAGAAGGCCACACUUCUUUGAUCAGCCAGCACUAUUAUGGUUGCCUUUUCCAUGAGCUUCUGGCAUUUCAAAUUGCUGACCGGCAUCCACAGCAGGAGAGGCAACCAGCAGAAGUGAUACCUCAGCAGAUGAUAGGAUUUUCUGAUCCAGCUAUGUCUACCCUAAAGGCAGCUGAAUUUUUCAUUCCUGAUUCAAAUGAAUCCAGUGUUAUUCAUAUGGAUUUAGAUCGCAGCUUUCUGCCAGUACCUUCUGCAGUGAAUGCCUCUGUCUUUGAAAGUUUUGUCAGGCAAAACAUCACUGAUUCCGAGACCGAUGUCCAUUCCAGCAUCCAGCAGCUGGUGAAAGAUAGCUAUGGUUUAUCGGUAGAUGGUUGUUCUGAAAUUAUCUAUGGCAAUGCCUCUCUUGCACUCUUCAAUAAGCUUGUUCUAUGUUGCAUGCAAGAACAGGGCACCUUGCUUUUCCCCUUGGGCACCAAUGGCCAUUACAUCUCUGCAGCAAAGUUUGUGAAUGCAAGCACCUUGACUAUACCUACAACUUUCAGUUCAGGAUUCAAGAUUGAGCCAAAGGUUCUAGCUGACACUCUUAAGAACGUAUCUCGGCCAUGGGUGUAUAUUUCUGGCCCCACAAUCAACCCUACUGGUUUUCUGUACAGUGACAGUGAUAUUCAAGAGCUGCUCUCCGUCUGUGCUGAAUAUGGAGCUAGGGUAGUGAUAGAUACCUCCUUCUCAGGCCUGGAGUACCAAACGGAUGGCUGGAGUCGGUGGAAUCUGGAAGGAUGCCUUUCUUCUUUGAAAUGUUCAAAGCCAUCAUUCUCUGUAGUCCUGCUGGGAGAGCUGUCUUUUGAGCUGAUCGCAGCAGGACAUGACUUUGGGUUCGUGAUUUUGAAUGACCCAUCCUUGGUUGAUGCGUUUCAUAGUUUCCCGAGCUUGAGUCGGCCACACAGCACAUUGAAGUACACUUUCAAAAAGCUACUUGGCCUGAAAAACCAGAAGGAUCAGCAUUUCUCUGAUCUAAUGGCGGAGCAGAAGGACGAGCUGAAGAAUCGUGCCAACCAAUUAAUUAAGACGUUGCAGAGCUGUGGCUGGGACGUUGCCAGCGGUUGUGCUGGCAUAUCGAUGCUGGCAAAACCGACUGCCUACAUCGGGAAGCCCUUCAAAGCUGACGGCUUUGAGGGCAAGCUGGAUGCAAGCAACAUCAGGGAAGCCAUCCUCAGAGCCACGGGGCUGUGCAUAAACAGCAGCUCCUGGACUGGGAUACCCGACUACUGCCGGUUCAGCUUUGCACUGGAGAGCGGCGAAUUUGAGCGCGCAAUGGGAUGCAUAACUCGGUUCAAGGAGUUGGUUCUGGGAGGCAAUGCUCAGACUCAGAUGAAUGGAAACUGAUGGAGCAGGCUGGCGAUUGAUCGAUCGCCUCCAUUCCAUUACCGUUCUGGGAGGCAAUCCAUCCAUUGUUUGGAAACCAAACUUUAGUGCUAUGAAGUAGUAACAUUGUCCAAAUAUAUGUAAAGGAAUAACAGCAGCAAGAAAUGCCUGCUGUGAAUUGAAGUUUGUCCCGUUAGUGGCUACACGUUGUAUCUGAAGUUUGUCCCGUCCGGCUUACGCAUUCUCUUGCUCUGUCAAGUUAAACUCGGAUUAUUCUUUCUUAACCUACGGAAUUAUGUGUGCAUGCA
Molecule: messenger RNA, 3755 nt
Organism: Setaria italica (foxtail millet)
Lineage: Eukaryota; Viridiplantae; Streptophyta; Magnoliopsida; Poales; Poaceae
Product: methionine S-methyltransferase
Exons: 12
Coding region: 184-3468 (1094 amino acids)
Biological process (GO): biosynthetic process
Molecular function (GO): methyltransferase activity; pyridoxal phosphate binding
Source: RefSeq, a predicted model, not a curated record